AGUACAGUAAAGCCAGUCAAGCUUGUCUCCUGUUGUGUAGCACCUCCAAACUGACAUCAAAACACAAGAUCACUCCGAUCCAUCAAGACGAGCUUCGAAGGGAAUCGGCCAUUGACCUUCAUCAGUAAGAUUUUGUAAAUUGUUGACGGGGAGAAGACAGACACCUUGAACCUCAGCGUGAGUGUUGAUGUGGAGGCCCAACUCUGAAUCGGAAGAAAGAUGGACAUCACAGUUGUUUUUCUGUUUUGUGUUUGUACAGUGGGCCACUUUGUAUUCCCACCUGCCUUUGCUUGCGACCGCCUCCAGAAAAUUGACCAGUUCAACCUGUUGCCAGAUCAACCCUCUCAGCGUGUCCCAGAAAAUGGUGAUGCCAUUUUGAAGUGUUGUUAUGAUGUCCUCACUCCCAUCACUGUCAAUCACACCUGGGUCAUCCGCUACAUGACAGACAACAACAUGACCUGCCCAAAUGACGUGAGUGUGACCAAGGAGGUGCAGAGCAUUGGAUCCAUGUGCCAGAGUCUGAGUCUGGCAAAGGUGCAGCUGAAUAACACAGGCUUCUACCAGUGCCGUCUCAAGAAAGGCACACACUGCAUAUACUCACAUGGCACCUACCUGCAGGUCUUCACUCCCAUGAAGCGAACUCUUGACAUCAGCGAGAGCUGGAAGAACAGCAUCAUCACCAUCGAGGGGGUACUGCUACUGUUCAGCGUGCUACUUCCGGGUAUCUGUCAGCUGGGAAAGACAAAGAGACUCACAGAGCUGAACAGGAGGAAGCAGAGAGAAGAGGAGAACAUCUAUGAGGGGCUCAACCUGGACGGCUGUGACUCAACUUACUACCAGAUCCAAAGAUCUGACAGACACGGGCCUUACCAGGAUGUGGCUAACGUAGCUGAGGAUGAUACUCAAUUCGAGAAGCCGUGAAGCAACCAAGAAAGUGUGCUGACAUGCAAACUGUGUGUGUGUGUGUUUGUGCGUACAUGCCUGAAAUCAAUUGAAAAAUUGGAUAAUUUCAUAAUAAGAAUUGAAUUUUGUAUCCCUGAAUGCCUUCAAGAUGCGAUUGUAUGGUACCAGUCAUUUAGAUAAAUUGAAUGAGAUAAAGAAGUAUCGGACACAGUUUCCACUUCCUUCUGUGUUAGGCUAAACAUAUCUUUAAGACAGUUUUACCUAAUUAUGCUCUUUGAAUAUCUGCUGUGGUUUUACUGUUUAGUUCCUGUGAUGACCUAAACAGCUCAUGAGUUAACAGGGUGAAAAAUGACUCAAGCUCUUCAAGGAUCAUUGAGAGGUAUUCAUUGUCAGAUAAACUCUGUGUUUGGUAUGUGGGAAUUCAUGAUUAAUAAACCAAGAAUAAUGAA
Molecule: messenger RNA, 1352 nt
Organism: Sardina pilchardus (European sardine)
Lineage: Eukaryota; Metazoa; Chordata; Actinopteri; Clupeiformes; Clupeidae
Gene: cd79a
Product: CD79a molecule, immunoglobulin-associated alpha
Exons: 6
Coding region: 220-921 (233 amino acids)
Biological process (GO): B cell differentiation; B cell receptor signaling pathway
Cellular component (GO): B cell receptor complex; external side of plasma membrane
Source: RefSeq, a predicted model, not a curated record